Trichoderma aggressivum f. europaeum is the source of this 2175-nucleotide messenger RNA. RefSeq lists its product as uncharacterized. The record is from RefSeq and is a predicted model, not a curated record. Bases 1 to 2175 code for a protein of 724 amino acids. The transcript has 5 exons. NCBI's taxonomy places the organism in Eukaryota, Fungi, Ascomycota, Sordariomycetes, Hypocreales, Hypocreaceae. Gene Ontology annotation, cellular component: cytosol; mitochondrion. Gene Ontology annotation, biological process: intracellular glucose homeostasis; glucose 6-phosphate metabolic process; glucose metabolic process. Gene Ontology annotation, molecular function: D-glucose binding; glucokinase activity; ATP binding.
AUGUACUCACACGAUACCAACGUCGAAACGGCGUGCCACGAGGACAAGGUUCGAGGCCUCGGCGCCGUGUGGCGCGACGGCCACGGAGACAGGGUGGUGCCAGGAAAAGGCGAGCGGCCCAAGUCGACACCGUCCGUCGCCCGUCGAGUGUGGCUGCUGCCCAUACUCGUACUGUCUGUACUGUCCAUGGUGAGCCCGAGCAUCCCCUUCGUCAUGGUUCCUCUUGUUUCGUUUCCCGGCGUCUCAGGCUGCCUGUGCCUGUUCUGGAAAACCCCCAUUGCCCGCGUUACUCCAUCUCUUGCCCCGUCUCUACGUAACAGCCUCCUCCUCAGUGGAUGCCGCCUCGUUGGGGAACAGGAACAUUCCAGAGCUCUGUCCAGCAGGACGGAUAUUCCGGUGGCCCUGGCCCAGCUCGCGCUCCAUGACGCCACGGUACAAACCGCCAUCUUUCAGCUACCGUGGGCCUGUCAACUUCUCUCCCUCCUUCAUCUCCAUCCCCAAGUUCUGUGGCCUCUCUCUUCCUUGACCUCACAACUUGCUGUCCACGACGAGCUCAUCUGUCCGCUACCGCCUUUCGCUUUCUCACCCCCAACGUCGCGAGUCCUCACAAUGGGCCUAGCAGAGCACACCAGCCGGGUCGUGUCCGAGUUCGACUUCUCGGACGAGGAUCUCAACCGCCAUGUCCAAGAAUACUUGAAGCAGACCAACGAGGGAUUAAAAGUAGAUGGAACCAGUCUCAGUCAGAUUCCCUCCUACGUAACUGCUGUACCAGACGGCACAGAGCGAGGCAUUUACCUAGCCGUUGACUUGGGCGGCACCAACUUUCGCGUUUGCUCCGUUACGUUAAACGGCGACAGCACCUUCAACCUGACCUACAACAAGGUCGCCAUUCCAAAGAAUCUCAUGGUGGCCAAGACGGCGAGAGAUCUUUUCGCUUUCUUGGCUAAGCAAAUUGAGCUCUUCCUCCGAGAGCACCACCGAGAGCACUUUGAGAGCGCCACCUCCCGUCGCAACACGACUAGCUUCCCUGAGGGCUACCACGAUGAGCAGAUCUUCCGGCUCGGCUUCACAUUCAGCUUCCCCGUACAGCAGCUCGGCAUCAACAAGGGCAAUCUCAUCCGGUGGACCAAGGGCUUUGACAUUCCGGACGCAAUUGGCAAGGAUGUCUGCAAGCUUCUCCAAGAUGAGAUUGACCGACUUCAUCUGCCCGUCAAGGUGGCUGCUUUGGUCAAUGAUACCGUAGGAACCCUCAUGGCGCGUUCGUACACAUCAACAGGAAAGCACCGCUCUCUUCUCGGUGCCAUCUUUGGCACUGGAACCAACGGCGCCUACAUCGAGAAGACCUCCAACAUUACCAAGCCCAUCAAGGGCGAGUACGACGCCUCGACUGGUGAAAUGGUCAUCAACACUGAGUGGGGUUCAUUCGACAACCAGCUCAAUGUUCUCCCUUCCACCGUUUGGGAUACCGCGCUAGAUCGAGACAGUGUGAACCCCGGCAUCCAGAUGUACGAAAAGCGCGUAUCCGGCAUGUUCCUGGGUGAGAUUGUGCGACUAGCGGUUGCCGACAUGAUGAAGGAUGACGAGACGUCCCUCUUCCGCGACACAAACUCCAGCACCAAUGACUGGUCGACGACGACAAACCUCAGCCCCAAGUCUGGGCUCCUGUUCCAGUGGGGGCUGGACACUGCCGUCCUGUCCGUGGCUGCUGCUGACAACACUCCCGAGCUGGUGGCCAUCCGACAGGAACUGGAGAAUACGCUUCAGGUGUACACUCCCUCACUGGAGGAUGCGCAGGCAUUCAAGGCUGUCGCCGGCGCUGUUGUCCGCAGAGCGGCCAGGCUCUCGGCCGUCGCCAUUGGCGCCAUUGUUCUCCAGUCGGGAAAGCUGAACGAUCCCGCCGAGGAGAUUGUCGACAUUGGCGUGGACGGCAGCUUGGUAGAGCACUACCCCUUCUUCCGGGAUAUGAUUUACGAGGCCUUGCGCGCCAUUGACGGCAUCGGCCCCAGCGGCGCGGACAAGAUCCGCAUCGGCAUCGCCAAGGACGGCAGCGGUGUUGGCGCCGCUCUGAUCGCUCUGAUGGCGCAGAAGAUGGAGAAGCCUGGAGACUUCCUUGCUGACCUGCGACGAGACAUCAAGCGCCGACUUUCUCAGCCUUUCGAGUCUCCUGGUAUGUGA